CAAAUAUAAAAGGGUUUGGGGGUCCCUCUUCUUGGUAGGGCUAUCGAACUGGAUAAGUGGGGCUGCUUCUGCUAUUUCUCUUAGGUUUUUUGUUCCUCUCUCGUCAUUUUCUCCUUAAUUUUAUAUUAUUAUUAACACGAAGAGAAAAGGAUCUCUCUUUCUAAAUUUUAUCUUCAGUGCAGCAGAGAAAGAUUCAAAACCCAAGAGUGAACUUCUGUUUCCCGUCACUUCUGCUUAAACAAUUUUGGCUUGUUUGAAAGAAUAAAAAAAAUGGACGAUAGUCAAGAAACCAAUGAAAUAAUCGACGUAAACGACGAAGAACAAAAUAAUAACACCACCAACGAUAUCUCAGCUUCUGAGACCUCAAUUUUAGAACAUCUGCCGUCACAGACCCCGGCGGCGUCAAAUUUCCUGGAUGUUGAAACGGUGCAGUCCUCUUCAAUGGUUCCAAUGAAAGAAGAGCUUACAGAGACAGAACAAGAUUUGGACGACAGCUCUGCCUCCACAAAUCUUAUCAAGGUACCAAUCUCAACGACCUCAUCUGGGGCUGCGGUGGCGAGGAGAAUGUCAAAGGACCGCCACACCAAGGUGGAGGGCCGUGGUCGAAGGAUUCGAAUGCCGCCGGCAUGUGCCGCCCGAAUAUUCCAGCUGACCCGAGAAUUAGGCCUCAAGUCUGACGGCGAGACCAUCCAGUGGCUAUUAGAGCACGCGGAGCCGGCCAUAAUCGAAGCCACGGGAACUGGUACCAUCCCUGCUAUUGCGGUCUCGGUGGGUGGGACCCUUAAGAUUCCAACGACAUCGUCUGCAAGACCAAACGGCGAAAUCACUGAAAUAGCCCCCAGAAAACGACGUCGUAAGGAGUCCAAUAGUGAAUUCAUUGAUGCGAGCCACCAGGUUUCGGUGUCGUCUGGGCUAGCUCCUAUAGCACCAAUGGCGUACGGGGCUGGUAAUGGAGCCCAAGGACUAGUGCCUAUGUGGCAAGUCGGGGCAAAUAAUGCUGCUGCUGGGCACUUUAUAAUGUUCCCAAAUUCUGGGGCUGUUCCUGGUAUGCCUAAUCAGGCCCAACUGUGGGCGUUUCCGGCUGCGGGUGGCGCAACGACGUCGUUCUUUGGUGUCCAAACGAGACCCAUUUCGAAUUUUGUCUCGGCCUUGCAGCCGGUUCAGCUCCGGGACCCACAAGUGUCGUCCGGGUCAGUUUCAAGCAAGGCUACAACUGGGGCCGGUGCGAGUGGUUCGUCUACUAUGGGGCCUACUCUAAGCUCAAGUAAUACCUUAGCUACUAGUAGUAGUGGUGGUGUUGGUAAUGGUGACAAUGGUACCGAUUCUACGACAACAACUCAGAUGCUGAGGGACUUCUCUUUGGAGAUAUUCGACAAGAAGGAACUUCCGCUCAUGGGUCGGUCACAAUAAACUCAAUGCUCAAAGCCUUGACUUGACACUUUUUUUUUUUUUUUACAUAUUUUCUCUUUCUCCCAACCCAACUACCCCAUUAUGCUUAGCUAGUUGCAAAGUUAUUGACUCGUUUUGUAUUUUAGAGUAACUAAGAGUUCUAGGUUUUUGGUUAAUGCACAAUGAACAAGAACAACUUUUGUAUUACUUUUCUCCUGUUUCUAAUCUUAGAUUGAAGGUCUUUUA
Humulus lupulus (European hop) is the source of this 1635-nucleotide messenger RNA. RefSeq names its product transcription factor TCP9. The transcript has 2 exons. Lineage: Eukaryota; Viridiplantae; Streptophyta; Magnoliopsida; Rosales; Cannabaceae. Gene Ontology annotation, molecular function: sequence-specific DNA binding; DNA-binding transcription factor activity. The coding region runs from base 271 to 1410 and encodes 379 amino acids. Gene Ontology annotation, cellular component: nucleus. The record is from RefSeq and is a predicted model, not a curated record.